Messenger RNA from Dermatophagoides pteronyssinus (European house dust mite), 1609 nucleotides. Its product is annotated as mitochondrial outer membrane protein SLC25A46-like. NCBI's taxonomy places the organism in Eukaryota, Metazoa, Arthropoda, Arachnida, Sarcoptiformes, Pyroglyphidae. The record is from RefSeq and is a predicted model, not a curated record. Gene Ontology annotation, biological process: mitochondrial membrane fission; mitochondrial fission. Gene Ontology annotation, cellular component: mitochondrial outer membrane.
AACGUGUCGUAAAUAAAAAACGAAUAGUAUCGAUUAGAAUUUUUUGGAUUUCGUCCAUCACCCACUCUCUGAAAAUCAUAAGGAGGUUGGACAUCAUUUUUUUUUCUUCAACAAAUUCCAAGUUCAAAUGUUUUAAUUUUCAAUAAAUCAUCUUUUCCGUUUCGAAACAAUGUCCGAUUAUAUUCCGAAAAAUUCAAACAAAAGAAAUCCUUAUCUGUUUUCGGAAGAAUCACAACCAUCACAAACAUUCAUACAAUCAACACAAUUAGCUCAAACAAAUGAUCCAAAUUUUUCGGAUUUUUUUCGUCCUCCGGAUAAUGAUAUUGGCCAUGAUAAUCAAUCAUAUUUCGAACCACCAUCACCAAUUCAAACAUUAGAUGAACAAUCUACUUAUAAAGUUCAUGAUUUUGAUUAUCAAUUAGGUAAUAAACAGAUUGGUGUUGUUAAUCCAUCAAGACCGCUAUCAGCGUCUAAAGAUGAUUUGGCAUUGAUUGAAAAUUCUCGUUCAAAUAUUUUAUCAAUAAUUUCAUUAUUAAAUGAAUAUGUUAUUAGUCAUCCAUUUAUGGUUGUUCGUCGACAAGCUCAGGUAAACAAUCGAAGUCAUGCCUAUCAUCUGACACCAUUCACUGUCAUACCAUUUAUGUUACGAUUACAAAGUAAACAAGGAAUAUCAACAUUUUUCAAAGGUUUACCCACUGUACUAAUUAAUCAUGUUCUUCUUGUUGGAACUGAAUCAUUUAUUUAUAACCUGUUGCAAUUUCCAAUUGAAUUUGAUUUUGGUUCAAUUGCAAGUCUGUUAUCGAUUCGUUUUGUUAAACAUUUAGCAUUGAAAAGUUUAGCCAUAAUGAUUGUAACACCAUUUUAUUGUUCAAGUAGUAUUGAAAUGGUACAAUCAUGGAUUGUUGGUGAAUCACCAUAUCCAUUGGAACAUAUUAAAGAAGGUUUAUUACGUAUUGUACAUUUUCGUAAAGAUAGAAAAUUACCAAUAUAUCGUUUGAUUGGUCCUAGCAUUAUAUAUCAUCUUUGUUAUUAUGUUUUGCAUUCAUUCAUACGUCAAGCUAUUCUACAAUACUACUUUGAUGAUUCGGAUAUUGAAAAGAAAUUAGUUCAAUCAAAAACAACCAUCCCAACUGAAUAUCAAUUGAAACAAUCACAACUAUAUGAUGAACCAUAUCCAUCACAUUUGACUACGAUUGAUCAAACAACGACAACAAAAACAAUACGAUUGAAAAAAUUAUCCGAUAAUACAAUAAUGAAUGAAUUGAAAAGUUCAUUCUAUGCACAUAUAUUGACCGAUAUAAUAAUGUAUCCAUUUCAAAAUAUACUUUAUCGAUUAUUUUUACAAGGAACCCGGACAUUAAUCGAUAAUGUUGAUGGUCGUACUGCUGUUAUACCAUUAAUAACUAAUUAUGAUUCAGCAUCGGAUUGUUAUCAAACAAUUUUGCAACAAGAAGGUAGUAGUGGCUUAUUUAAAGGUUUUGGUGCACUGAUAUUACAAUAUACAGUACAAGCAUCAAUCAUCCAUUUGACUACCUAUUGUAUUGAUAUGAUUUUGAAUAAUUGAUUUUUGUUUUUGGGAUAACUAUUGGAUAAAAUUUUAUUUAUUGUC